AACAUCGGCCGCGAUGCAGAGCUCAUCACGGAUCCAUCGUUCACAUUCACCGUGAGCCCUCCAGUCAGAUGGACGUACUAUCCGCCGAUUGCGCCAACAGGUGGUACCACAAUCAGCAACUUCUUACGCGGCAGUCACGUACAUCAACUGAAGCCUUGCAAAUAUGCGCAAAAUGAUCGUGAGCUGCGUUACUCGCGGAACAAAGAUUGGCUACCUCGCCGGUGCACCGUCUACCAAAUGGGCUCCAUUGUAACCCAGCAACAAGCCACAGCCACAACUUGUCCACUGUCCACAACUAUGAUUCAAGCUGGCAUCGGGCCGUAUCAAGAAUACACCAAAACACUUACGGUGUCCGAUCCGUGGUAUCGAGUGGUGGAACAACGCUGUCCCAUCGAUAUAACCUUGGAGCGAGUCCUGGUCCUGCGUAAAUUUCAGAUAAAGCACUCUGUGAACCUCAGAGAAAAUAUCAAGCACGUGGUUUCGGAUCAGCACCAUCUACGAAUUAAUAAAAUACAUUAUCCAAUUAAUUGA
Cooperia oncophora is the source of this 531-nucleotide messenger RNA. Lineage: Eukaryota; Metazoa; Nematoda; Chromadorea; Rhabditida; Trichostrongylidae. The record is from the annotation of a GenBank genome assembly.